Molecule: messenger RNA, 502 nt
Organism: Heterotrigona itama
Lineage: Eukaryota; Metazoa; Arthropoda; Insecta; Hymenoptera; Apidae
Source: the annotation of a GenBank genome assembly
AUGAAAAUUAUGCACUGUGAUGUAAAAACUGCUACAAAAAUAUUGCAAAGCAAAGUUACAGUGAUUAAAUAAAUGUAUACGUUGCAUUUUGCGUACAUAAUGUAUUUCCAGUUUCUGUUUCCCGUUACAAUAUUAAUGAAAGAAUCUUUUAUACGUUUGAUAUUUUAUUUAUAUUUAUUAUACGCGAACGAGUGCCGUGGUUUCCAAAGUAACCUUCAGUUACGAAAUUUCGUUUGAAUGCUAGUCUCUUUCGUACAACGACUAUACCCGUUAAACCUAUUACAGUUAACAGGUUGAACCGCCUAUGGGUAUCAACGGCGUACCGCAAGCAAAUUUCCAAAUUGCCCGCAGCCAGCAACAAGAAAAAGGGGUUAGAAACAUUAAGCAAACAGCCGGUGAAUAUUUUCCAGCGAUAUUAGCAGGCAAACGAAUGACAAGGAAACUAGAGGCACUAUCUGGAUCCACCUCGAGGCUUUUCGAGAGCAACAGACGGUCGCGGGAG